Molecule: messenger RNA, 2009 nt
Organism: Pterocles gutturalis (yellow-throated sandgrouse)
Lineage: Eukaryota; Metazoa; Chordata; Aves; Pterocliformes; Pteroclidae
Gene: FGD3
Product: FYVE, RhoGEF and PH domain containing 3
Exons: 15
Biological process (GO): filopodium assembly; cytoskeleton organization
Cellular component (GO): cytoplasm
Molecular function (GO): guanyl-nucleotide exchange factor activity
Source: RefSeq, a predicted model, not a curated record
CUUGUUCUCCUUUUCAAAUCAAAUGUCACAUUGACUCCAAUCCGGUGUUGGAAGCGUGUGGGGAACGGCAGCACAUCAGCCCGGCGCAAUGUAUCCAUCAGACUGGAAGGAAGCCCAAAACCAAAACUCCACUGGCCAAAAUGCAUCCUCUGCAGAAACCCCAAGUACCUCCUAAGCCUGUCCAUCUCAAACCUGGGCAGGAAAGAAUUCCUCCUGCACCUUCUCGACCUUUGCCAGCUGAUCCAAAGUCAUCGAGGAGCUUAGCGCCUGGAGAGGAAGAAAUACCAAUAUCAGCAGGAGUCAACACGCUCAUUGAGAAAUUUGAAAGCAUUAGGCAACCUAUACAUAUUCUUCAAAGAAACCAGCUAAAUUUGGCUCUUAAGAUGGAACCUGGCCUGGACUCAUCCAAACAGCCAAGCUCGUGUGACUGUGACAUGGUGGCUUCCAGCAGCUCUUCCACAAAUGAAAAAAGUGAACUGGAGGAAAAUGAGCCAGACGUACCGUGCAGCGCGGAUCUGUCCAACACAGACAUAAUGAAAAUUAAAGAGCUAAGCAUAGCCGAUAACAAAAGCCACGAAGGCUGUACUGCUGUGACUGUGAGCAACGAGCCCUCUGGAGAGCUUGGCAAUAAAGACUCAACUGCAGAACUGAACGGUAAUGGGAAAAUUCCCAACAGAGACAGUGGCAUCGACAGUCCUUCUUGUAGCGUGGCUGGGGAAACUUUCCCUAGCGAAGACGGUGCAGAGCAGAAGAAGCCCAGCAUGGCUGGGAACCUGGGGGAGAUGGAACAUGACAAAAAGGGCACCAAACGUUCCUGUGCGGAGCAGAAGAGAGACUCCACACAGGAUGAAGACAGUGACAUUGAUGAAGGAAGCAGUGAGGAACAAGAGACAUCGGAAGGUUUGCAGCUGCACGACGGACCACAAAAGCUAUUCAACAUCGCAAAUGAACUGCUCCAUACAGAAGAAGCUUAUGUUAAAAGACUCCAUCUGUUGGACCAGGUUUUUUGCACUAAGUUGUCAGAAGCAGGUAUUUCAUCUGAAGUGAUAACAGGCAUCUUUUCAAAUAUUUCUUCCAUCUAUUGUUUCCAUGGACAAUUUCUUCUUCCUGAGCUCAAAACAAGAAUUACACAAGAAUGGAAUGUCAACCCACGGCUAGGAGACAUCCUACAGAAACUGGCUCCUUUUCUGAAGAUGUACGGAGAAUACGUAAAGAACUUUGACAGGGCAAUGGACAUGGUGAACACAUGUAUGCAGAGGUCCUCUCCAUUCAAAGAUGUUGUUCAGAACAUACAGAAACAGGAGGUGUGUGGAAACCUAACAUUACAGCAUCACAUGCUUGAACCAGUGCAAAGGAUUCCUCGUUAUGAGCUUCUCCUAAAGGACUAUUUGAAGAAACUUCCAGAAGAGUCUCCAGACAGGAAAGAUGCUGAAAAAUCCCUGGAGCUCAUAUCUACAGCAGCGAACCAUUCGAAUGCAGCCAUCAGAAAGAUGGAAAAGAUGCACAAGCUUUUGGAAGUUUAUGAGCGACUUGGUGGUGAAGAGGAUAUUGUUAACCCAGCCAACGAGCUGAUUAAAGAAGGACACAUUCAGAAACUUUCAGCAAAGAAUGGCACAGCGCAGGAUAGGUAUUUAUUCCUGUUUAACAGCAUGGUGCUAUACUGUGUGCCAAAACUGAGGCUGAUAGGCCAGAAGUUCAGUGUUCGAGAGAAGAUGGACAUUGCAGGACUGCAGGUCCAAGAAAUUGCCAAGCAAAACGUGGCUCAUACAUUUUCAAUAACAGGAAAAAAGAGAUCGCUGGAAUUACAAGCCAGGUCAGAAGAGGAGAAGAGGGAAUGGAUUCAGGUCAUUCAAGCGACAAUUGAAAAGCACAAACAGAACAGUGAGACAUUCAGAGCUUUCAACAGCUCUUUUUCUCAAGAGGAGGAGCAUCCUCCUGAUUCCUCAAUAGCAAGCACCAGCUCGGUGGAAUCGAUGCCAGGAGCAGAUGGUGGCGGUGCAUUUGGAGGG